GCCAAUUAAAAAUACAAUAAAUACACAUUAAAAACAGACUAAAAAUUUAUAUAAAUAGUGGCCAAAAUAUUAAAAACUAAAUAAUACAAAAAACUAAAACCCCAUUUAAAAUUACUUAAUCAGGCCGCCAGUCGACAUUGUUUCACCGACGGCACCCCAAGGAGGCCCUCCCUGUGGGAGCGCACAGGUCGAUGGGAGGCUGUUUGUGGCAGUAGGUGGUCCCGUAAAUAGCCUGGUCCUAAGCCAUGGAGCGCUUUAAAGGUGGUAACCAACACCUUGAAUUGCACCCGAAAGACCACCGGAAGCCAGUGCAGCCGCAGGAGAGGUGUUAUAUGGGAGCUACGGGGUGCUCCCUCUAUCACCCGCACGGCCGCAUUCUGGACCAGUUGGAGCUUCCGGGUGCUCUUCAAGGGAAGCCCCAUGUAGAGAGCAAUAAAUCUUCUCUAGAGAUCUGUUCAGCCUGUGGGGGGGGCGGGGGAGGAGCAGAAUGGACAGGCAGCCCCUUGCUUGCCUCCUCUUUGAUAAGAAAGCUCACUGGUGGGUCACACUGGCUGAGGCAGCAGUAGUGGCCCUACCUACCUGGACCUGGCCACAUCAUCUCAUGCCCUCCUCAACGCUUGUCUAGAAGGAUGACAGUACUAUUAUUAUGUUUCAUCCUGUCAUUUUUGUAUAUAAUUCAAAGGAGAGAACAAGCCUAAUCCCGUCCCCUUUGCACCUCCAUUUUUUUCUGCAACAACAACCCUGUGAGGUGAGUUGGACUGAGAGAUAGGGACUGGCCCCAAGUCUGCCAGUUGGCUUCCAUACCUAGAACUCACUGUCCCCUGGUUUCUAGGCACAUUCACACCACGCCAAACAUGCUCAGGUGGCUGCCUUUAAAGACCACUUGGGAAUGCAUCGGGCAGGGCAUCACCCAGCAGUUGUGGGUGGGAACAGAUGACCCUCCAGGGACCCAGAGCCUUCCAGGCGCAGCUUACAGCACUCACCUUUACAGCUUGCCAACAUCCGCCCAACCUUGGUGGCUCCCCAUUUUGGGGAGUGGAGCUGGGCUGAGGCACAGAGGGGCUGCUUUCCUGGAACACAGCCAGUCCCUGCAAUGCCCACCUGCCUGCUUUUAUCCGAGUCGCCCCCUUGGCCAUUUUCCUGAAAGCCAGCAUCUUCAGGGAAUUCUUUUGGAGACUGGUUUUUGGAUUUUUAUAUCCGGUUUUUGUAUGCUUCCGGUUUUCACUUGGGCUGUGGGUGUUUGGAUGACUUUUGCAUUCCUGCAAAGCCCCCGAGUCUCCUGUGGGUGAGUGAUAGAUGGAGUCCAUCUGAGGGGGGCACUGCUGCCACGAGUGGAGGCGCCCACAGUCCCGGAUCUCUCACCCCCUCGCUCUUCUCUGCCCCUGUGACUCCCCCUCCCCUGGGCAGCUAAGGAAGGCUUUCUCCGCCUUGGGGAUUUAAAGCUGGGUGACCUAUCUUGAUGCCGCCAAGGGUGGGAAAGAGCGAGGGCAGAGUCUUCCUCGAGGCCCCCCCAGUCUGACUGCGGCGCUUCUGCCUUUCCUCCACAGGCAGAAAGGAUGCCCUCCCGGCCUGGCCUCCUGUUGCUGCUGCUGCUGGCCUUCUCGGGGCUGGCCCCGCCGGGGAGCGCCGCCUGCACACGCCUGUCCCAGUGCCGGUGCUUCGGCGGCGCCACCGUCUUCUGCUCGGGGCGAAACGUUUCGGGAGUCCCGGAGGAACUGCCCCCCGAGGCCACCCGGCUGCUCUUCGUGGGCGCCUCGCUGAGCUCCCUUCCCUGCCGCUCCUUCGCCCCGCGCGGCAACCGUAGCGGCGGCGGCGCCCUGCGCCAGCUCUCCUUCCUGGACUGCCCGCUCCGGACGCUCCCGGGCUGCGCCUUGGAGGGGCUACAGCGGCUGCGGGAGCUGGACGUGGCCCUCGCCCAGCUGGCCAGCUUCCCCCGCGGGGCCCUGCUGGGCUUGGGCCGCCUGAGCAAGCUGGCCGUCCGCUUCAGCCGGCUGGAAGCCCUGGAAGAGGGGCUCUUCGACGGCACCCCGGCGCUCCAAGCGCUGCAGCUGCAGGGCAACCGGCUGGUGGCGCUGCCCCCGCGCCUCUUCCAGCCGCUGCCCGGCCUCCAGGCUCUCUCCCUGGCUCAGAACCGGCUGGCCGAGCUGCCCGCCGAGACCUUCCAGCCGCUCCUGCGCCUGCGCCAGCUCCGGCUGAGCGACAACCUGCUGGCGCGCCUCCCGCCGCGGCUCUUCCGGUCUCUGGCGGCCCUGCGGGAGCUCUUCCUGGACGGGAACCGGCUGACCGAGCUGCCCCGGGGGCUCUUCGCGGGGCUGACCCGCCUGCGGCGGCUCCACCUGCAACACAACGCCCUGGGCCUCCUGGAGCCCCCCGGCCUCUUGGCGGGGCUGCCCAGCCUGGCUUUCCUGCAGCUGCAGGGCAACCGGCUGGCGGCGCUGCCCGCGGGGCUCUUCCGGGGGACGCCCCGCCUGGUGGAGCUCUCCCUGGCCCGCAACCGGCUCCGGGAGCUGCCCGCGGGACUCUUCGGCAAUCUCUCCGAGCUGUCAGUCCUCAGCCUCGCCCACAACCGGUUGUGCCGCGUGGCUGCCGGGACCUUCCAGGGCUUGGCCGGGCUGGGCCGGCUGCAGCUGCGGCACAACUGCCUCGCCGUCCUCCCCGGGGCGGCCUUCGCCAACCUCAGCAGCCUCGAGGCCUUGGACGUGGCCCACAACCGGCUGCAGAGCCUGCCCGAGGGGCUCUUCGACGCCAACGAGGCCCUGGUCAGCCUGGCGUUGGAGGGCAACCCCUGGCGCUGCGACUGCCGCCUGGCCCCCCUGGCCGCCUGGCUGAGCUCUCUGGACCACCCGCUCGGCGCCCGCGUCUUCUGCCGGGCCCCCGCCCCCUUGGAGGGCAGGACACUUCUGGCUGCGAGGGAGGAGCAGCUCCUUUGCCCCUGCCAGCCUAGCAGUGGCCGCUGCCGAGGGGAAGCGGCGACUCCCACGAAAGAGACAGGCGCCCUGGACCGGGUUGCUUAGAGGCUGCCGGCAUCAUUCAAGGCAGACCUUCCCAUUCCGGCAGAGGAGGGCCGGGAGGGGGACGGGGUGGGGUUGGGUUGGGGGAGAAAGAAACCCCGGCCUGGUGGUCUUGUGCUGGACAGCCGGAUACAUUCUGACAGUGCCUGCCUCUGAGCGGGGCAAAGGAAGGGCGGGGAGCUGAGGUGGGCAGGCGCGGAUCAGGCAGCGCCGAUCCCAAGUGCUGCAGGAUCCAAGGCUGGGAGCCACCAGUAAGCGCUGAAGUUGCUCGCCUGGGGGUGUGUGUGUCCCAAUCCUUGACCAGCUCCUGCUACAGAGGCAGCCUCUCUCCUCUUCCCCAGGCCCCGUUCCUCGGGGCUCCUUCAACAGAGCUGAUCGCUGGAUCCGAGGCUUUCUGUGCUGCGUCUGCCAGCCGGCCGGAUUCUCGUCCCUCAUCAUCGGUGGAGGCUGUUAGAGAAGAGCCUCGGGGUUCCUGCAACAGCACAUGCCCCACCCCUAUGUGUGCCUCAUUCCUUUUGGGACAGCUCUGAAGACCUUUACAUUUUAGCUAGGCUUGUUGUGUUUCCUCCUCCCAUUUCCAUUUCCCUCCCCCUUUCUUUCCUUUCCUUUCCCCUCCUCCUCCUCCUUGCCUUCUCCUCCCCCCUCCUCCUGUUCCAUUUACAUUUCUUUUUGCUUUUUGCAGAUUUCACACAUAUUUGUUUGUUGCUAUUAUAGUUGGUGUUAUGAUGUUUCAGGAUUUUAAUAUUUGUGUGAUUGUUGUGUACUUUUUGCAGGGGCUGAAUUAAACCCAAUCCAGUGUUUAACCCAACGAAAGUACAUGUAACAUGCUUUGUCUAAACCAAUAAAUCAUUAUAAU
Molecule: messenger RNA, 3867 nt
Organism: Ahaetulla prasina
Lineage: Eukaryota; Metazoa; Chordata; Lepidosauria; Squamata; Colubridae
Gene: CPN2
Product: carboxypeptidase N subunit 2
Exons: 1
Coding region: 1557-3014 (485 amino acids)
Cellular component (GO): plasma membrane
Molecular function (GO): protein binding
Source: RefSeq, a predicted model, not a curated record